AAUAGGUGAGAAGGUAGAACUCAAUGAAUACUUACGUGAUGAAUACUGCGCUAAGAGUCAACAGUCGUGCUCACCAGUCAGACCUACAAGAGGGAACGUGUAUGCUACAAAUAGAGGCAAAAAGCAGAACGUCUUCAGUCCAAAAACCUGGAAUUGUUUCAACCCAUCGCGUAACAAAUGGUUGUAUGUGCCCAAUGACUCGCCAGGAAAUGACACAUUUUCAACAGUGUCAAGAGAUAACACAAAACUGACAUUAUAUAUUGUGAUCGAAAGAAGAAAACUUGUAGAAAGGACAUGUGUAACAAAGACUUUGAUUGAGUUAAAUGCUACUAUUGGGAGGACAUUAGAUAUCACAUCGUAUCUAAAAAAUGGAUUUUGCACAACGACGACAGCAGUUUCGAAUGAAUGUUUGCCUGUCAAACCUUCAGUGGGAACUGUGAAAGGUAAAAGAAGGUACACCCGAAGAGGAACAUUUGAACCAUUUGUGACGAAAACCUGCUUCAAACCGAAUAUCUACAGAUGGACGUAUGUUGCUUCCGAGUCUACAUCGCACAAGGAAGACUCGUUCUCUGUUAUUUUAGCUAACAAUGAAAAAUUGGAUUUCAAAAUAACCAUGAAAGUAGAGCCAUGGUUCUUUCCUAUUUUUGCGGAUGAAGAAGGCCGUAACUUCCAAAACAACUGCCAGGUAACAGAAGUUGUAUAUCUAAAUGUAACAGCUACAAAAGCAAUAGGGCUUACCAAGUAUAUGGAAAAGGAACGAUGUACGGGUACUCACGGUUUAUGCUCUGCAAGGAAGCCGUCACAAGGAGCUCUGCGAGUGAAAGGUUCCGAUCCAUUUAAGAUGUCUAAUCUAGGAAACUGUUGGAACGCAACACGCCUUAAAUGGACUUAUACGUCAAUGAAUGAUAGGGAUGGUCAGGAUGAAUUUUCUAUUGUGUCACUUGGUAACACUGAACGAAAAUUCGUAAUAUCCAUAAUCAAAGAAAGCACCUGUGUGUUAAACGAUGUGGUAUAUUUGAAUGUAACUGCUACAAAAACAUUAGACAUAACAGAAUAUUUGGGAACUGAAUAUUGUACGGGUGUUCAGAAUGCAUGCUCUGCAACAGAACCGCUAAAGGGAGAUUUGAAUGUGAGAAAAAACGUAAAUCGAUUAAAUCCAUUCGAGAUUACUGGCUGUUUUAAUCCCAAAAGCGGCUACAAAUGGACGUACACGUCUCUGUUUGAUACUAGUGGACAAGACGUGUUUUCCGUUGUAUCAAAGACUGGCACAAUACUUACAUUUAACAUAUCUAUCUCCAAAGAUUGUAUUCUCCAAAAGGGGGAAUCAAAACGCGUGACUGUACAUGUGCUAGGUGAGUUCAUACUGAAAGAACUAACACCCGAUGCAGUAUGCACCAAAGUACAAACAACAAGAACUUGUCGAAUCA
Messenger RNA from Owenia fusiformis, 1427 nucleotides. The record is from the annotation of a GenBank genome assembly. Lineage: Eukaryota; Metazoa; Annelida; Polychaeta; Sabellida; Oweniidae.